GAGGGUCCCAACAAAGACUGGAGCCUCGUCAGCAUCAUCAGAAACCACAAGAAACCAGGUCAGUGUGUGGGGCCCGCUCCCUUAGCUCCAGGGCUCUGCUGUGAGCUCUGUGGCUUCUUGAGCAGACUGUGCUGAGUAGUGGAUCCUUUGAAGCCAAAGGCCCCUUUGGCAUGGAGCCCUGUGUCCAGAAAAGCUGGGAGUGACUAGAGAAAACAGAGCCGUAGUCCUGAGAGUCAGCCAGGUGGGGAACCAGCUGCAUAUGGAGUCAUGUGAUGCUUAUGUGCAGCCUUUAGUGCUUUCUUACUGUUCUGCGCAACUCCAAAUGGUGCGCCAGGCACCUCUGUCUUUGGCAUCCAAUGCAGAGUAGUGUUUAAUAGCUCUGUCAGUUCUCUAAGUGAGGGGAUGAAGCAUAUGUCUAGAGGGGAUCAAAGUCAAGAGCUAGUUAACAGGGCGUGUAGGAUCUAGGGUGUUGCAGGAGUAGGAGGGGUUAAGAAAUGGGUGCAGCCGACCAUUUCCCUAACCCUGUGCUGGCCUCUUUCCUGCUAUUUCUCUGCCAGAGCAGGAGACAUGCCCUCCUUGCCCUCCAGUCGGAGGCAGUAGGGUUUUCUGGGGGGCAAGCAUCCCUCAGUCCCUCUGCUUGGAGGAGAAGGAAUGUGGCUUGGCCUGCUUGUUAGGAUCAAGGAGGAGUUUGGGGCUGGGCGGGGCAAGGGCAGGCUGAGGCGAGGGUUCCUACUGGCAUUGUGCUCCCUGUUGCUGGACUGCAAAGUCCUGCCACCCGCCUUCAGGCCGUGCAGCUAUGUUCUGGGUGCCCUGACCCAACGGAAGUCCAUGGGGCACCCCAGACUGGCAGCCCUGCUCCUGCCUCUCAGCCUGCUGCUCAUUGGCGUCUCUGCCUCUGCUGGGAUUGGCUGUCCCUGUCUGCCCCACUGGACUACCCGCCGUCUGCUGGUCUCCCACAUGGAUGACAGUUUCACUGAAAGAUCUGCCCAUAUUCCUUGCCAUACCCUGCCACAUACCCGGGGUGCUUGGCUCUGGUGCUGUCCCUGCAGUUUGUGCCUGCACCUGGUGUCAACUCCUUCAGACCUUCAACUGAGCUGGUUCCACCGCCUGGUGCAGAAAUCCAAAAAGUCUUACAUGUUCCAGUUCUGUAGGAGACAUAAGAUGCCAGCAUCUGCUCAGAGGAAGCUUCUGACUCACUGUUGCCUGUCUGAGAAGGACCAUCAAAUGUCCGUCCCCUCCCCAGACAUCUCCCAAAAUGGGCUGCGCUUCAAAAGGACCCAACCUUCAGAUCCAGAGGCAGUGGAAGGUCUCCCGAGACAGGACUCACAAAGGCAUAAAGGGCCUGAGUUCUCCUUUGACUUGCUGCCUGAGGCACGGGCCAUUCGAGUGAGCAUUCCCUCAGACCCUGAGGUCAGCGUGCGUCUUUGUCACCAGUGGGCACUAGAGUGCGAAGAGCUGAGCAGUCCCUUUGAUGUCCAGAAAACCGUGUCUAGGGGCCACACUGUAGACCUGCCUUAUGAAUUCCUUCUGCCCUGUCUGUGCAUAGAGGCAUCCUACCUGCAAGAGGAUACAGUGAGGCGCAAAAAAUGUCCCUUCCAGAGCUGGCCUGAAGCCUAUGGCUCGGACUUUUGGAAGUCAGUGAACUUUACCGACUACAGCCAGCACAGUCAGAUGGUCAUGGCCCCAACACUCCGCUGCCCACUCAAGCUGGAAGCCUCCCUCUGCCAGAGGCAGGGCGGGAACAGCCUCUGUGAAGACCUGCCCAAUGCCACAGCUCGAGAGUCAGAGGGGUGGUAUGUUUUGGAGAAGGUGGACUUGCACCCCCAGCUCUGUUUCAAGUUCUCUUUUGGAAACAGCAGCCACAUUGAAUGUCCCCAUCAGACUGCCCCAUCCUGGAAUGUGAGCAUGGACACCCAGGCCCAGCAGCUGAUCCUUCACUUCUCCACAAGGACGCAUGCCACCUUCAGUGCUGCCUGGAGCCACCCAGACAUGGGGCGGGACAGCCUGCUGCCCCCUGUGUACAGCAUCAGCCAGACUCAGGGCUCAAGCCCGGUGACACUAGAGCUCAUCAUUCCCUUCCUGAGGCCAGGGGCCUGUGUUCUGGCCCUAGCCAACCGCAUCCUGUGCUGCUUCUGCACGUGGCGGACACAGAGGCGCAGCGGCGCCUGGUGGGAGCGCUGGCUGAACUGCUGCGGGCCACGUUGGGCGGCGAGCGCGACGUGAUCGUGGACCUGUGGGAGGGGACACGCGUGGCGCGUGUGGGCCCGCUGCCGUGGCUGUGGGCGGCGCGGGCGCAGGUGGUGCGGGAGCGGGGCACCGUGCUACUGCUGUGGAGCAGCGCGGGUUCCAGCCCU
Molecule: messenger RNA, 2354 nt
Organism: Myotis daubentonii (Daubenton's bat)
Lineage: Eukaryota; Metazoa; Chordata; Mammalia; Chiroptera; Vespertilionidae
Gene: IL17RE
Product: interleukin 17 receptor E
Exons: 14
Coding region: 652-2223 (523 amino acids)
Molecular function (GO): interleukin-17 receptor activity
Source: RefSeq, a predicted model, not a curated record